Arabidopsis lyrata subsp. lyrata is the source of this 1672-nucleotide messenger RNA. RefSeq names its product FBD-associated F-box protein At2g26860. NCBI's taxonomy places the organism in Eukaryota, Viridiplantae, Streptophyta, Magnoliopsida, Brassicales, Brassicaceae. The coding region runs from base 270 to 1484 and encodes 404 amino acids. The record is from RefSeq and is a predicted model, not a curated record. Gene Ontology annotation, molecular function: protein binding. The transcript is spliced from 4 exons.
AACGUUAUUGGGCUCGGAAAAUCUAUCAAAGGCCUAAUAAUGGGCUACAUCAAAUACACUCAAAUACAAUCAGCAGUCACCACAAUGUUAGAGCUCAGUGACAACACUUCUCUAGUAAGCUUCCGAUUAACCAACCUCCUGAGCGAAAAUCCAGCCUCCACUGAAAGAAAGAAACUUCACAGGGUCUGAAAAACUAAAUGAUAAACUCGAAGUUCAGUUUAUUGGUGGUGGUGUAGCCGUUUUACUACAAUUGGGCUUUUGUUUAAGAAAUGGACAGAAUCAGUGGGUUAUCUGAUGAAUUACUAGUUAAGAUAUUAUCCUUUCUUCCGACAAAAGAAGUUGUAUCGACUAGCAUGUUGUCUAAACGAUGGGAGUUUCUUUGGUUGUGGGUGCCUAAACUCAAGUUCUUGAUAAAUCACUUCCAACCAGAUCUUCCUAUUAGGGAUUUCAUUACCAAGAAUCUGCCACUACUUAAAUCUCAUGUUAUAGAAAGCUUUCAUUUCCAAUGUUUUGAUAAAUCAUUUCAACCGGAGGAUGUUAAGCGUUGGGUUGGUACUACGAUUUCUCGCUGCGUUCGUGAGCUGAUUAUCAACUAUUGUGAUUUGUCGUCUUUCCCUGGCAAACCUGUUGAGUUAUUACCAAGCAGCUUGUAUACUUGCACAUCGCUCAUUACUUUGAAACUUACAGGCAAUAGCAUUAUUGUGGAUGUUCCUCGAACGGUUUGUCUCCCUUCUUUGAAAACUUUGGUGCUUAGUGGUGUAUCAUACUCAAGCGAAGACUCUCUUCGACUGCUUUUAUCGUAUUGUCCUGUUCUGGAAGAUUUGACUAUUCAUCGAGAUAGGCAUGACAAUGUGAAAACCUUGGUUAUUAUUGUUCCGUCUUUGCUGAGACUAAGUUUACCGAUAGAUGGGGCUUAUUCUUGUGAUGGUUAUGUGAUAGUUACUCCUUCUUUGAAAUAUUUCCAAGUUCUGGGCCAUUAUAGAGAAGAUUUCUCGUAUUUGAUUACGUAUAUGCCUAAGGUGGAAGAAGCAGAUCUCAGUGUUGAGCAAGAGAUUGAGAGGCUUUUCGAAUCAAUCACAUCUGUCAAACGCCUGUCAUUAUUCGUAUAUCUCGACAUUGAAGACGAGUCUAUGUAUCAUAAUGGUAUUUACUUCAAUCAGCUUGAACAUCUGAAGCUACAUAUAUACCGCGAUAACUGGUCGAAAUUACUUGUUCGGUUGCUCGAAGAUUCUCCUAAACUACGAGUCCUCAAGCUUCUUGUCGAUGAUGAUCCAGACUUUGAUGAGGAGUAUGAACAUGCUAGCUGGAAAUAUAAUGAUGAGAGCUCUGUUCCUAAAUGUUUGUUGGAUAGUCUUGAAAUUUUCGAGUUUGCUGGGUACACGAGAAGACCAGAAGAGAGAGAUUUUGUGAGUUAUAUCUUGAAGCAUGCUUGUCAUUUGAAGUCCUCAUCAAUAUCGCACUUAUCAUGUUAUGUUCGAGAGUAGAAACUUCGAAAAUGAUCAAGGAGUUGUUGUAUCGAUCUCUGGAUUUUAGGCUUGUUUUUGUUGUCCAAGAACGAACUAGGUAUCUAUUUGACUGUAAUGUGGAACUAGCUUUCAAAUGAAAUAUGUACCUGAUAAUCAUCUCUCUUUGAUGACUCCAUAUUUCCUUAAUCAACCUUGAAGUAUGUAUA